This is a messenger RNA of Knipowitschia caucasica, 303 nucleotides long. Lineage: Eukaryota; Metazoa; Chordata; Actinopteri; Gobiiformes; Gobiidae. The record is from the annotation of a GenBank genome assembly.
AUGAUUUGUUUGUUUGAUACCCUCCACUUGGUUGAAAGCGUCCUCUGGAGCAAGUGGACAGACUUGCAUAUCAUUUGGCCUCUCCCUCUGCGCAAAGAGCCAUCCACGCGCGCGAGGCGUGGCUUUGCAAAGGGGGAGGGUACAGACAACACGCUGCUAAGUUUUCAAACUGCCCUGACCAAACAAAGUGCCAAACCAAGCAGGAAGCACGAAAUUAACCUUGGAGCAAGCAAACGCGGCGCCCUGUCCCUAUAUUGUAUCUACACGCACUUUUUCUCAGUACAGGACAGGAUAAGCGGUUAA